Cannabis sativa is the source of this 462-nucleotide messenger RNA. RefSeq lists its product as uncharacterized. The coding region runs from base 1 to 462 and encodes 153 amino acids. Lineage: Eukaryota; Viridiplantae; Streptophyta; Magnoliopsida; Rosales; Cannabaceae. The record is from RefSeq and is a predicted model, not a curated record. The transcript is spliced from 3 exons.
AUGGAGCUUAUGUCCUCGGAGUUCUCGAUCGGUGGGGAUGAUAGGGAUUUCAAAAUGGUGACUUAUGUGAAGGGCCUUUAUGCUCUUAAUGAUGCUUUUGCUGAUCCCGUAUUUACCGAGAUUGAGGCAAAAUUUGACUCUUGGAUUGGUGAAGGAUUGCUUAAACAUCCCAGGCAUUAUAAUUGUUAUGAAGACGGCGCAAAGAAAUUUACCCCGGGUUUUAGGCUAGGUGUUGAUUAUGUUGAGGAUAAAACUUGGUUUUACCAUUUGGCCACAUGCGACAUGUUUAUGAACGACUCGCAUAUGAACACCAUAUUCUAUUACCUUCGGAAAAAAGGUAAGUAUUCUUCCGCUGUGACGUUGAAUUUCGCAACCACUGAUUGUCUUUUUGAUGAUUCCAUCCAAGCAUUGUACCACAAAUUUAACAAGGCCAAGUCAAUGAAGACUAAUGUAACGCCCUAA